CGUAUAGGUGGCAGCACCAGCCUACUCAGCGGCGUCAUAGUGCCCGGUGGUAGUGACAACCCUAGUAAUAGUAGUAACAACCAACAACAACAACAACAACAAGUAGAACAACAGCCAACAUCACAACACCAACUCCAACAACAACAACUCCAAAUCCAACAACAACAUCAUUCCACACUACAUAACCCACAACAACAACAACAACAACUGCACCAAGAACGUGAACGAGACCGAGAACGUGAACGUGAACGCGAACGUGAACGUGAACGUGAACGUGAGAGAGAUAGAGAUAGAGAGCGUAGCAGCAAGGCGAGUGAUCUACACAGCAACAGCGAGCGCAGUCUCUCACGCUCAUCGCAGUGUGGCAUCAGCGAGGGCAUGGCAAUGCACAGCAGCAGCGCAACUCCGUCCCCGAAUGCCAGCUACAAGCGCGAAAGGGAACGAGAAAGGGAGAGGGAGCGGGAACGGGAACGGGAACGGGAACGGGAGCGGGAGCGAGAGAUUGAGAGAGCACGGAGCAAUACGCCGGGUGCAACACCCCCGCCAUCACAGACAUCAUCGCAUCACGGACAUCCAGCACCACCGCCGCACUUUAGUCAACAUCCGCUGGCAAUGCUAUCGAGCCAUCACCAGCAUCAGCUGCAUUCGCACCACGAGCUGUCGCCUGGCGCUGCCCAUGCGGUGGUUGCUGCACAUCAUGCGCAUGCUCUGGCCCGCGCCGCCUCGCCGCUUGUGGACCGCCACCACUUAUUGCAUCAGCACCAUCGGCGCGCCUCGCUAUCGCCCUCGGCGUCAGUCAGCAGCGGCGGCGGCGGCCGCGGAUCCGCCGGCAAUGCGGCCAGCAAUUUGCUGAGUUCAGCGCGCGCCAGCGAUGUGGCGCAGGCCAACCGCCUGCUCCUGCCAUUGCCGCUGAAUGCGUGCCAUCGCUGCGAUGUGUGCGGCAAGCUGUUGAGCACGAAGUUGACGCUGAAGCGGCACAAGGAGCAGCAGCAUCUGCAGCCAUUGAACAACGCCGUCUGUAAUCUGUGCCACAAGGUUUUCCGCACGCUCAACUCGCUGAACAACCACAAGAGCAUCUAUCAUCGUCGGCAGAAGAAUCACCACUCGUACUUCCAUCACAGUGGCGGAGUCGUUGGCCAGGCGGGCAGUCCCGGCAGUCGGCUGCAUCAGUCGCUCAGCUCGCUGACCGCUGUAAACAACAGCGUCGGUGGCGGUGGCGCCGGUGGUAAUGCUGUGGCUGCUGCCGCGGCUGCCGCAGCGGCUGCUGCGGAGCUGCUGCUGUCGCCAAUUGUGGGCGCCGCUGCUGUCGCUGGGGGUACGGCAAGCUCGACGCUGCAACUGGCGGCGGCGCAUCAGCAGCAGCAGCAACAGCAACAGCAGCAGCACCAGCAGCAGCAGCAGUCCUCGCCGAACAUAGUCAAGCCAUGCAUAGACUUCUUAUAAGAUCAGCAUCAACUCUUGCAGCAGCUGUUCCAUGUUGCGCUCAACAACUCAGCAGCAGCAGCGGCGGCAGCAUCGGCCUGCCAGCCCCAACCUGGCGAUUACGUCGGCCAGCAGGUGGGCGCCACGCCAACGGUUGACCUAACCCAAUUGGACCAGGGCAGCGGUGGCGUCUAUGCGGCGGCGGCCGCAGCAGCGGCAGCUGCAGCAGCAGCGGAUGGGGGAGUUCCAGACCUGCGUGCCCUUCAUCUGCAUCAGCAGCAGCAACAG
This is a messenger RNA of Drosophila navojoa, 1710 nucleotides long. RefSeq names its product broad-complex core protein (gene br). Gene Ontology annotation, molecular function: protein binding. The record is from RefSeq and is a predicted model, not a curated record. Lineage: Eukaryota; Metazoa; Arthropoda; Insecta; Diptera; Drosophilidae. Gene Ontology annotation, biological process: regulation of transcription by RNA polymerase II. Gene Ontology annotation, cellular component: nucleus.